AUGCCUAGUAUUGCUAAAAAAAAACCAUCAAAAGAAUCCUUAAAAAAAAUAAAGCUAUUACAAAAAUAAAUAGCUAAGAAUAGACUCUAAGAUAUAAAUGAAAAUUUAAUUGGAGAUAUGGAUGAUUUGAUCAAUUUCUUUAAAUAAAAUAAGACAUUGAAAUUAUACAAAGGUACUCUAUCAUAUUUUAAAAUAAAUCCUUUAAAUAAUAUGCUUUACCUUUUGUCUAAUAUAUAAAUUAACUAACAUUAAUACAAAUAAAAUUAAGAAUAAUUAUAAAAAAAGGUUAUAUAUGGUCUUUUACAAUUAUUAGAAGAAAAGAGAGUAAUACCAAAAAUAUUGGGUUGUAUUCAAUUAGAAAAUGGAAAAUUUAGAUGGAUUAAUAAUAUAAAAUAUUUAUCGGAAUUAAUUACUGCAGCCUCUUUAAAUGAUGAUUACAAAUUAAAAAACUAAGAAAAAAUAUAAAUUGAUGAAUCAUAACCUAUGAAUGAUCAAUAUUUAUUAUUGUUAUCUUUGUAAUUACUUUUACCAAAUAUAGAUUAAUUUUUGAAUCCUAAACAUUUAAAUUAUCAGGAUUUUAAUUAAAUUUAUUAAACAUACAAAAUUAUUUCAACUGCUUCAGAUAGUAAUUAAAUAAAUAAAUAAAUUAAAUAGAUUUAUACUAAUAUAGCAGAAAAAAUUAAUUCUUUAGGUUGUUAUCCAAUAUCAAAUGAGAUUUUGAAUAAAUCAAAUAAUAUCGAAUUGUUAAGAGCUUUUAUAAUUAAGAAAUUAGUAAUAAUUUCAAUAGCAUAAAUAAAUGAAUAAAAAGUUGGAUUACCUGAAAUUGUAAGAAAAAUUAUAUUGUCAAAUUAAGAUUCAAUUAACUUUUAUGGUUAAAAGGGAGGUGUGGAAUUAAGAUAUCCUCUCUUUUUUAUUAAAUAAUUAUCUAAAUAAGAUGAAAUUAAAGAUUAAAAACUUUAAUAUUGUAUAAGGUAAAUGGAUGAAAAUUUGAAUUGGUUAGAAUUAAAAUCUCUUUAUUAUAACAAUAUAUUAUCAAGUUUUUAGAAUUAUGAAUAAUUGAGUGAAGAAGAUGUUAUUAUUGCUUAGUUAGAAAUAUUGGAUUAGAAUUUCAGUAAAUAUGAAAAGUAAAUUAGAAAAAACAUUAAAAAACCAUCUGCUAAAUCACAAAUAAUAUAAAUUGAAAAUAUUUUAAAAGAAGAUAUUAAUAUUUCUUAAAUUCCUAAUUAAUAAUUUGAAAAAUUAUAAAAGAUUGGUUAAAAACUUAUAUAAUUUAGAGAAAUAUGUAAUUAAGAAGGACUUUAAAGACCAAAAGUGCCUAAAUAUGCUAGAAAAAUCUUAGAAGCUCCUAAUAAAGUUGCUGAACCUGCAGAAAGUUAUAAUUGUUUAUCUGAUCUUUUGAAAUAUUAAAGAUUAAAAUUUUCACAUUUCAUCAGAUUUUUUGGAGAAUAUUUGAUUAAUAAAAAUCUCCCUUAUCCAUAUUUUUUUGAAAUUCUUAAAUGUGGUUAAAGUUGCGUUAGAGUAGAUGUAAGAAUUACAACAAUAGAAUAAUUUGUUUAAGAUCCUCAUUUUAUAAAUUUUAUGUUUGAAGAAUAUUAAAUUGAUAUUAGUGGUUUAUCAAUAAGAGAAAGAGCUAAUAAAUUGGGAAAUGUACCUUAUGAUGUUUUAAUAAAGAAUCAUAAAUUUAAAGAAUGUUGGGGAGAUAUCCUUAUAAAAUAAGCAUAAAUGAUAUAUGAAAAUAGAAAAACAUUACAAUGGGAACUUGUUAAAAGAUUGAAAAAUGAAAAAGUAUUGGAAGUCUUUACUUAAAUAGAAGAAUAAGGAAGAAAUAUCAGUUGGAAACGAUUAGAAUUAUAGAGAGAAAUUAUUAAGUUGAAAAAUUAUGUAUAGAAAUAAUAAUGA
Paramecium sonneborni is the source of this 1899-nucleotide messenger RNA. The record is from the annotation of a GenBank genome assembly. NCBI's taxonomy places the organism in Eukaryota, Ciliophora, Oligohymenophorea, Peniculida, Parameciidae.